UCCUCCCCUAGGGUUCCCUGCAGCCGGCGGCUGCCCGAAGGGGCGGAGCUGUCCUCUCAGAUAUAAGGCUCCGGAGCCAGCAGCUGCAGCUCCCAAGACCUCCGGAAGGCCAUGGUCUCCCCGCAGAUGCCCCAGCUCCUCUCCCCGACGGUGAUCCUGGUGCUCUUUUUCCUUCCCCAGACACGGCCGGCCGGCGUCUUCGAGCUGCAGAUCCACUCUUUCGGGCCGGGACCAGGCCCGGGCGCCCCGCGGUCCCCCUGCAAGGCCGGGGACACCUGCCGCCUUUUCUUCAGGGUCUGCCUGAAGCCAGGGAUCUCCGAGGAGGCCGCCGAGUCUCCGUGCACCCUGGGCGCGGCGCUGAGUGCGCGCGGACCGGUCUACACUGCGCAGCCCGGAGCGCCAGCGCCUGACUUGCCGCUGCCAGACGGCCUCAUGCGCGUGCCCUUCCGGGACGCCUGGCCGGGCACCUUCUCUCUCAUCAUUGAAACCUGGAGAGAGGAGUUAGGAGAACAGAUUGGAGGGCCCGCUUGGAGCCUGCUGGCGCGCGUGGCGGGCCGGCGUCGCCUGGCGGCCGGGGGCCCGUGGGCCCGGGACGUGCAGCGCGCAGGCGCUUGGGAGCUGCGCUUCUCCUACCGCGCGCGCUGCGAGCCGCCGGCCGUUGGGGCCGCGUGCGCGCGCCUCUGCCGCUCGCGCGGCGCCCCCUCGCGGUGUGGCCCGGAACUGCGCCCCUGCCCGCAGAUUGAGGACAAAUGCGAGGCACCGCCAUGUCGAGCAGGCUGCAGCCCAGAGCACGGCUUCUGUGAGCAGCCCGAUGAAUGUCGAUGCCUGGAGGGCUGGACUGGGCCCCUCUGCACAAUCCCUGUCUCCACCAGCAGCUGCCUCAGCCCCAGGGGCCCAUCCUCUGCUACCACUGGAUGCCUCGUACCCGGGCCUGGGCCCUGUGACGGGAAUCCGUGUGCCAACGGAGGCAGCUGUAGUGAGACCCCGGGGUCCUUCGAAUGCACCUGCCCCCGUGGGUUCUACGGGUUGCGGUGUGAGGUGAGCGGGGUGACAUGUGCGGAUGGACCUUGCUUCAACGGCGGUUUGUGUGUGGGAGGUGCGGACCCCAACUCUGCCUACAUCUGCCGUUGCCCGCCCGGUUUCCAAGGCUCCAAUUGUGAGAAGAGGGUAGACCGGUGCAGCCUGCAGCCAUGCCGGAAUGGCGGGCUCUGCCUGGAUCUGGGCCACGCCCUGCGCUGCCGCUGCCGCGCGGGCUUCGCGGGGCCGCGCUGCGAACACGACCUGGAUGACUGCGCCAGCCGCGCCUGCGCCAACGGCGGCACCUGCCUGGAGGGCGGCGGCGCGCGCCGCUGCUCCUGCGCGCUGGGCUUCGGCGGCCGCGACUGCCGCGAGCGCGCCGACCCGUGCGCCGCGCGCCCCUGCGCCCACGGCGGGCGCUGCUACGCGCAUUUCUCCGGUCUCGUCUGCGCCUGCGCGCCCGGCUAUAUGGGCGCGCGGUGCGAGUUCCCGGUUCACCCCGACGGCGCAGGCGCGUUGCCCGUGGCCCCGCCGGGUCUGAGGCCGGGGGACCCGGAGCGUUUCCUUUUGCCACCGGCUUUGGGACUGCUGGUGGCCGCGGGCUUGGCCGGCUCUGCGCUCUUGCUGGUCCACGUGCGACGCCGUGGCCCUGGCCGGGAUACUGGGUCUCGCUUGCUGGCGGGGACACCGGAGCCAUCGGUCCACGCGCUCCCUGAUGCACUCAACAACAUGAGGACAAGGGAAGGUGCCGGGGAUGGCCCGAGCCCGUCCUCAGAUUGGAAUCGCCCUGAAGAUGGAGACGCUCGUUCGGUUUACGUCAUAUCUGCUCCUUGUAUCUAUGCUCGGGAGGCCUGAGCUGCCCCUUCUCCAUCAGCACCUGGGGACAGAACCUGGAUAUUUUUGUAUUCUCUGCUUCAGACACUUUGGAGUUCAAGCUGGAAGGGGUGAAGGGGAGGGUUUUACCAUUGGAAGUUGUACAUAAUGGUUAUUUAUAUCGUAUCUCUUUUUCUCUCCCCAUCUCUCCAGAGACAUCUAUAAAGGCUCUUAGUUUGAUCAGCUUUGACUCAUCAAGUUGAGUGCUUUGUAUGUGGUUUUGGGGCUGAGGUGAGAGAUUUUGUCUCCCAAGAAUAAUAGUCAGGACUCUACUGCAGGGGUCAGAAACAACUCAAAGUAGUUUAAAUAAACAAGAGAAUUUAUUAGUUUAUAAAAGUGAAAAUCCUGUGGCAGGUGGUAGCUUUAGCAGGGCUAGAUUCAGGGGCUCAGUGUUUUCCUCCAGUUGUCUCUAGGAUGACUUCAUAUGUAGACAGGCUUUCAUUGGCCCUGGCUUGUCACAUGGCCUUGCUCAAACUAGGGGCCAGGCAGUAUGGCUUAUUUUGAUUGGCCAGGCUUGGCCGUCUGUCUAGUGCGUGACAGGGAUUAAGGUCAGCCUGUCCAAACCACAUGGAAUAUGUGGGCAAAGGAGUGUCCCUUUCUGUAUCAAAAAUCAGCGUUUGUUACUAGAUAUAAGUACUGUACGUGGCAGGCAAACGGACAGAACCAGUCAGUGAGAGCAGAAAGUAACUAUUUUACAGGGGAAUGGGAGGCUCAGAGUGGAGUAACCGCUGCAGCUCCUUCCUGAUGAGAUGGAACAAAUGUAGGUAAGAUCUAGCAGAGAGGGGGGACCUUCCUAAAUUUGGGGACUAUCCUAAGACAGUUCAUCACACAUCUAAUACUGCUUCUACCACUGAAAAUAUAAAAAGCCUGCAUCAGCCAAUUUCUGCCAAUCCUCCUUCCCCAUAUUUUCUAGUGGGGAGUAGGCUGGGACAGUGGCCAAGCACUUUUGGAAAUGAGCAAAAUCAUAGGAACUGAAGAUGAGAGAACAGAGAAAAGUAACAAAUGGAAUAUAGCAACAAAUGAACAAAUGAAGGAGUCCUUUUAUUAGAACAUCAGCCAAGGGAUCCACAUGUUCUUUUAAUUCAGUCAACGAUACCAUAUAUUGAAUAAAUACUUAUACAUACAAAUUCUCCUUUCAAGUUUCACUAUAUUGAAUUUCUGUGUCAAGAGAUUUAACUGUACCAUUAAGGAAUAUGGACAUUGAAACAAAAGCAUACUAUCAAAUGAUAUUUAAAUUGAGAUUAAAGGCAGACAUCAACACCAGCCCAUUGUUCCUUCAAAGACAACGCGAUAUUCAGAGGCCGAGUCUUUGCUGCCUUGAACAAAUUAUACCACCUGCCGAGAGAGCAGAACUCAAUUUAAAAGCAAAGAUGGGAAACUGUGUUACACGCAUCAUGUAUUUUUUAAAAAAUUUAUUUUUAGCUG
Delphinapterus leucas (beluga whale) is the source of this 3315-nucleotide messenger RNA. Lineage: Eukaryota; Metazoa; Chordata; Mammalia; Artiodactyla; Monodontidae. The record is from RefSeq and is a predicted model, not a curated record.